Molecule: messenger RNA, 4779 nt
Organism: Sciurus carolinensis (gray squirrel)
Lineage: Eukaryota; Metazoa; Chordata; Mammalia; Rodentia; Sciuridae
Gene: Tmem151a
Product: transmembrane protein 151A
Exons: 2
Coding region: 146-1552 (468 amino acids)
Source: RefSeq, a predicted model, not a curated record
CCGCGGCGCUCGGGCUGGGGCUGGGCGCACUCCCUCCGCGGCCGCCGAGCCGAGCGGACGCCCCUCGGGGCCGCGCCGCAGCCCUCCGCGCCCCCCCUAUCAUGCCCCGGGCCCGGGCCGGGGCCGCCGGAGCAGCCAGAACACCAUGCCCGAGGGCGGCUGUGGCGAUGGUGGGGAGGUGCCUGAGCUCAUCCCUGACGGCGAGCCGCUGCGGGAGGAGCAGCGGCCCCUGAAGCAGUCCUUGGGAAGCUCCCUGUGCCGAGAGUCGCACUGGAAGUGCCUGCUCCUCACACUGCUCAUCCAUGCUUGCGGGGCUGUAGUGGCUUGGUGUCGCCUGGCCACUGUGCCACGUCUGGUCCUGGGGCCUGAGGCAGCCUUGGCACGUGGGGCAGGGGGUCCGCCACCCACCUACCCGGCCAGCCCCUGCUCGGAUGGCUACCUGUACAUCCCACUGGCCUUUGUCUCCCUCCUCUACCUCCUCUACCUGGCUGAGUGCUGGCACUGUCACGUGCGGUCAUGCCAGGCACCUCGCACGGACGCCAACACCGUGCUUGCUCUGAUCCACCGGCUGCAGCAGGCACCACCCUGUGUCUGGUGGAAGGCCACCAGCUACCACUAUGUGCGGCGCACACGCCAGAUCACCCGCUACCGCAACGGCGACGCCUACACCACCACGCAGGUCUACCACGAGAGGGCCGACAGUCGCACUGCGCGCGGUGAGUUUGACUACUCGGCCCACGGUGUCCGCGACGUCUCCAAGGAGCUGGUGGGCCUGGCCGACCACGCGGCCACGCGGCUGCGCUUCACCAAGUGCUUCAGCUUCGGCAGCGCCGAGGCCGAGGCCUCGUACCUCACGCAGCGCGCGCGCUUCUUCAGCGCCAACGAGGGCCUGGACGACUACCUGGAGGCCCGCGAGGGCAUGCACCUGAAGGACGUGGACUUCCGCGAGUCCCUCAUGGUCUUCGCUGACCCCCGCAGCCCGCCCUGGUACGCGCGCGCCUGGGUCUUCUGGCUGGUGUCGGCGGCCACGCUGUCCUGGCCGCUGCGCGUGGUGGCAGCCUAUGGCACGGCCCACGUGCACUACCAGGUGGAGAAGCUGUUUGGCGCCAGCUCGCCCCCUCCAGGGGCCAUGCCCAGCGGGCCGCCUCUCUCCCGUGUGGCCACGGUGGACUUCACCGAGCUCGAGUGGCACAUCUGCUCCAACCGACAGCUGGUGCCCAGCUACUCAGAGGCUGUGGUCAUGGGCGCCGGCUCCGGCGCCUACCUGCGCGGCUGUCAGCGCUGCCGCCGCUCUGUCAGCAGCAACUCGCUGCCCCCUGCGCGGCCCAGUGGGCCCCGCCUGCCCUUCAGCCGCAGUCGUCUUUCCCUGGGCGCAGGAGGCCGGGCCACGCCAGGGGUCUUCCGGAGCCUGAGCGGGGGGCCACUGGGGCGCCGUGGAGAGGACACGGAGCCCCUGGAAAGCCCACCGUGCUACGAGGAUGCCCUUUACUUCCCAGUGCUCAUUGUCCACGGGGACAGUGGCUGCCGGGGGGAUGGGCAGGGUGCACUCUGAGAGUCCCAGAGCCACACCCCUCCUCACCAUGGGCACAGAAACCUGAGUAAUUGUCCAAAACACGAGGGAGAACAGACCAGCCACACAGGAGGGGUGGGAUGGGGUGGGGUGGGGGUUCCCUAAACUACAGCAGUGACCUGUAUCAUUCAGGGGAAAUGGACGCCACCUAUGUUGAGUCUAUAUUCAUCCCCAGCAUGGUUUCCCCCACUACCACCUUCCACUCCCUGAAAUGGCAGAUGAUCAGGCUUGGGGGUUCCUUGCACAUUGGGCAGGGAAGGAAGUUUCCAGAAAGGCUGGAAUGGAAUGGGGAGCAGUCCUGGAGACAGCAGUAGCCUACAACAAAGGGGGGCCGGCUGGCUCCUUCCUGCCCUGGCUGAGGCCACGCUGGGAGCCCUCCAGCAACACAGAAGCACAAAGUGGUAGUUUGGGGCUAUGCCCAGCUGGGUUGGCCUCCCCAAAGACGAAGAGCUGGAGGUGGCAGCACCGUGGCCUUGGCCCCACUGCCCACCCAAAUUCACACCACCUUCACAUGCUAGAUCUCUCCCUGCCUGCCCUGUCACCUCCGCUCAGGGGCAGUUCCUGAUCCGACCCUGCAGUGCAGCCUCCUCUGGGAGCCGGUUCUGGGAGCACACCCUCGCCCACCACACCCUGCUCUUCUCCCUAGUGUCCACACACCCUUCUCCCACCCAGACCCCUCCCCUGUGACCCGGGGCUCCACUCCUGCCUCCUGAAGUUCAUGAUUGCCUCUGUUGGCCAUGCCCACACCCCUCCUGUCAUCUCUCCCCAGGCUUCUCUCUUCACCUUCCUGAUGAUCCACGGGACACAUGGGGAUACGGGGCAUCCGAGGGGCCCUGGCCCUGGCCACUGCCUCUUGGACGAUGCCCUUGCCUUGCCCUUCGUGGCCCUGCUUUUCCCACAGUGGAGCCUGACCCAGGGGACACCGUCCCUCCCCCAGGGAGGAGAGAGUAGUCCCUUCCCUUCCAACUGGGGCUUCCACCCCCUCUCAGGGGCUGGUGGGGGAGGGAGGAGGCAGAGAAGGUGCAGAUUAAAUAAAGAUAUGAAAUGGAAGGGCUUCUGUGCAUUCCUGAGUGGUGGGUUCAAGGUCACCACUGCAAACAUGAUGGGUCAUCCACCCUGGGUCAGGGUGUGAUGUCGGGUUCUGGGAGGGGAUCAAGAUUUCGACUGCAGCAUUCUCAGGGGCAGGAUGAAAGGGACCCACACUGCCCAGCCCUGAGGAUUUGGAGACUUGGUCAUUUCUUGUUUGUUUGUAGUGCUGGGGCUGGAACCCAGGGCCCAUGCUGCUGGGCUCCUGCCCCAGCCCUGAGGCUCAGCUUUGAGUUACCCUGAGCAGAUGACUCCAUACUGCCUUGGGGUCUGGAUUCCCCCCACCCCUUGUCCCUCCUGCUACUGGGGCACUCUGCCACUGAGAUGCACCCUCAGCCCUUAAUUUUUUUAUUUUAGGAUAAGGUCCAGACUGGCCUCGAACUUGUGACCUUCCUGCUUCAGCCUCCCAACUCACUGUAGUACAAAUGACCACUGUUGACCCAGCACCUGGAUCAUUUCUAAGGCACUGUCCAAGGUGGCCCCUCCUCCAGCUCAAUGGAAGAUUCCAUUCUGCUGUUGGGCAUGCUGAGGACAACAGGAAGAGCCGUGACCUGUGUCUCUAGUUCAGUUCCCCUGGUGGCUCCUGAAGUUAUUACCAGUCUUGGGGAUGGGCGCUGAACAGGUUGGAGGACACCACGCUUGAAUCCAUCAGCCCAAAUUGGGGCGGGCCAGCAUUCGAUCCAAAAAAAGAGAAUAAGGGGCAAGGGAAGGGCCUCACUGCCUGAGCAAGCUCAGAAAGGAGCUGGAAAUGGCAUCUUCACAUGUACGGCUCUUUGGGGUGUUUCCUGGGCAAGGCCACUGGGCUAAGGGGCAGGCGUGAAGAAUCCACCCAAACCAGCAUGGCGCUGUCCCUCCUUGAAGAACAGCCGCCCUCUUCUAAUUUAUAUAAAGGCCCACAAGGGCUGGAAGUGGCCCCAGAAGGGCACUGAGAAAGGGUGGGAUCUCCCCAAGCAGAGGCAGGGCAGAAGGUGUUCUGGGCCAGGCCAGUGCCUGAACAGUCCUGGGAAAGGGCACAAAGCAGCGUGCGCUGAGAAAGUAGUAGAGAGCCUUGGAAGAGUUGGCUGUGGAUUCCCUACCAAACCCCAGAAUUUGUCUUCAAAGUGGGACAAACUAGUGGAAGGUAGUUGGGAAAGGGAAGUGAUAAGGUCAGGGCUGCAUGUUCAUGUUUGGGUGUUUAGCCAAAGUCCAGCUGCCUGAUGGCCCCGUGAGAGGACGGAGUUAGAAAUCCGAGCCUGCCCUGUGCCCGCCCACUCCCUCACUGUGGGCGUGAAACCACCUCUUUGUUCAGAAGUAACUUAGGUAGUGUCCAAACACUCAAGAAGGCUGGGUUGGGAGCCAAGUGCAGUGGUGCACCUCCAUAAUCCCAGCCAUUUGGGAGGUUGGGGAAGGAGAUGGCAAGUGUGAGGCCAGCCUGGGUAACUUAGCAAGACCCUGCCUCAAAAUAAAAAGGGCUGGGGAUGAAGCUCAAUGGCAAAGUGCCCUUGGGUUCAAUUCCCACUAUCAAUUAAUCAAUCAACAAAAUAUUUUUUUAAAGGUGCAGAGGGCAGGGAAGCAGAUGUGCUGGCUCAGCUCCUUCCUGCAGGGAAGGUCUCCCUCUUCCAUCAUUUUGCUCUAACCCCAUAAUACUGACUGCUUUUUGGCCACUGUCUAUUCUCCUCCCAUCCUCAGCAAUAGAACCCCAGAUUUACUUAAGAUGGUGUGACUGUGUGACUUAAAUCUAGGAUAUGAGAUAAAAACAGACAGUGUUGGAAGGGAUUGCCAACAAUGCUCCUUGAAUUAGAGACAGUAUUGGUGAAGACUAUUUUUGUCCUCUCUCCAUCUUGCAUGAAGUCUGGAAUGCAUAUAUGAUAGCUGGAACUCCAGCAACUGUCUUGGAUCAGAAGGUAACCUUGAAAAUUGUAGCCAUGUGCUGAGAAUAGCAGAACAAGAAGAUAAAAGAUCCUGGUUUCUGAUGACACCACGGGAGCUUCCAUAUUUUAUCUGGGUUGCCUAUUUCAAGAUGCCAUCGAGAAAGAGAAGUCAAAUUUUUGUUUGCUUAAGUCACAGUUGUUUUUUGUCUAUAAUUACCAGCAGACUUUAUUAAUUAUCUGUGCUGCAUAACAAAUUAUCCUAAAUAUAGUGAC